Messenger RNA from Penicillium nucicola, 1437 nucleotides. RefSeq names its product putative CUE domain protein. The record is from RefSeq and is a predicted model, not a curated record. Gene Ontology annotation, biological process: DNA alkylation repair; DNA repair. Bases 1 to 1437 code for a protein of 478 amino acids. The transcript has a single exon. Gene Ontology annotation, cellular component: nucleus. Lineage: Eukaryota; Fungi; Ascomycota; Eurotiomycetes; Eurotiales; Aspergillaceae. Gene Ontology annotation, molecular function: ubiquitin binding; dioxygenase activity; zinc ion binding.
AUGGAUGCCUUUCUUUCGAGAAAACGGCUCAGGCUCUCUAACCCAGAGCCAAAGACGAACCAAGAGUCAUCACAACCCGACGACUCCACUGACAUCAAGUUAGCAAUAUUGCUAUCGCUCUUCCCGGACAUCAAACAGGAUCAGCUCCUCGACAUUCUCGUUUCAUGCGAAGGGUCAGUGGAGACUGCAUCUGAGUUACUCUCGACACAGGCGAAGGCAAAAAUACCCUUGACCAAGAAGCGAACAGCUCUUGCCUCGUCACUUGGCAUGCAAACGUCACUCUCAUCGCAUGUAUUGACAACAGCCGAAGAUGGAACCAUGAAGCCAAUAAAUGAAAUUUCGAAGAAGAGACGACCUCCCCCAAUCAAGAAGGGUCAAACACUUCAUCUUUACUCACCUGAGGAUAUUGCAGCCUAUACACCCUGCACAAUCGUCCAUAAUUUCCUGCCAACCGAAGCAGCAAACGCACUUUUAGAAGAACUACUGGAUGAAUCAAAACAUUUCAAGCGGUACGAUUUUCAGCUGUUCAACCGUACCGUGCAAAGUCCCCACACACAUUCUGUGUACGUAUCAUCGCCUGAGGAACACCGUCAACAAACGUCGGAAUACACCUACGGCGGUACAUAUCGAUCUAAUGUGCGUCAAGUCACGCCAAAGCUCCGCUCAGUAUCUAAACAGGUACAAACAGUCGUCAACGAUGAAAUUCAGAAACGAAUCCGAGACGUCUAUCCAGACGGGAAGAAGUUACAGUAUCAAUCAUCAAAAGAGUGGAAACCAAACGCAGCAUUUGUAAAUUGCUACGAUGGACCAACUGAGAGUGUGGGCUAUCACUCAGAUGAACUCACCUACUUGGGACCACAUCCAGUUAUAGGAAGCCUAAGCCUAGGCGUGGCCCGUGAGUUCCGUGUACGGCGCAUAGUAGCCCAAGGUGAAGACGAUAUCAACGAAGAAGCAAACGAGAACAAAAGUACGAGUCCAUCAACGAAGGUUCAAGAGAGCCAGAAUGCAUUAGCUACACGUGCAGAUGCCCAAGGCCAGAUCUCAAUACACCUUCCUCACAACUCACUCCUCGUCAUGCAUGCCGAAAUGCAAGAAGAAUGGAAGCAUUCUAUUACGCCUGCCCAGACAAUUUCUCCGCACCCUAUAUCCGGAAAUCGUCGCAUCAAUAUCACAUAUCGCUGGUAUCGUGAUACUCUGCACCCGCGGUACACCCCGCGCUGCCGAUGUGGCCAACACGCAAUCCUUCGGUGUUCACAACGCAAGCAAGAAUCACGGGGCCGGUAUAUGUGGAUGUGCUAUGCGGGUUUUGCGCCAGGAAAAGAAGGUUGCACUUUCUUCCAGUGGGCCGAAUUCAAUGAUGAUGGGGACCCAGUUUGGGAAAGGAAACAGAUCGGCGAUGAUGCGCCUGCGCUAGCGAAUUUUUCGGCUUCGCAGUAA